AUGGUAAAAUCAACAACCCUUGGAAGCCUUAAUACACUGGAAGGCUCACCAUCUUCAUCAUCAUCAUCGUCAUCGACGGGCAACACAUCACCGCUCUCAGCCAUUAACGCUGCCAUGCACAAUGCUUCUGUUCUCUAUAACUCCCUCAACCACACUUCGUUUUUGCAACGACACUUGCAACACAGCAAAGGCACCACCGCUAUUCUCUCAUCAUCACCAUCCUCUAUCACAACCACCAUUACCGCUAACAUUACAACAAAUAGAACGCUUCCGAUCUCAAGGGACGACUUUUCUCUCAAAUCCUUUCAAGCACCAAUCCACAACGUUUCCAACGACCAAGAGUCAUCCUCACUCCCUAAACUCAAUCUAAGCUCCAUCACCAAGCAAUCAAAAACCAAACGAAAAUCGUCGACCAAAUCAGGAACUAGAGCAAAAAGCGAACCUUCAUCACCCUCAGAUGACAGCAGCUCUUCAUCAGGAAGCACUGCGCAAUCCUCUGGAAAACGAAAGAGUUGCAAUCGAUGGACCAAAACCGAGAAUGAAAUGCUCAUCAAGGCCAUCGAAAAGUAUGGUGAAAAGAAGUGGAAUGAAAUUGCUAAAAUGGUGGGUACCAAGAACAGUGAUCAAUGUAAUCAACACUGGUGGCGAGUGCUCAAUCCCAAGAUUUGUAAAAAACCAUGGAGUGAAGAAGAAGAUUUGAUGCUCAUUGACAAGGUUCGUGAAUUUGGAGAAAGCGCUUGGAAGAGUAUUGCCGAUUCGUUCAUUGGAAGGACCGAUAUUCAGUGUCGCCAUCGAUGGAUCAUGCUGCGCAAGUACGAGCAAGAGGGAAAGGGUAGACCAGUCUCUCGAACGAACAUUACUUGCAAUUCUAAUGUGACCAUUCCUCAAAAGCUGAAAGAGACUCUUACUGAGGCAUCUUCUACGGUUGCUCCCUCACAACCUCAAUCAACCAGGAAGACACAGGCCCGAAAAAAGAGAAGCACCUCCAAUGCCAGUAGCAAUGGUAACAAUACCAAACAACCUGAGUGUACAGGUACAUGGAGUGCAUUCUUGUCCAGUGAAGGAGACUUGUUGUGCAAUGAAGAUCCAUUCCCAAUGUUAAACUUCCAAGCGUUGUCGCCCACACAACAACAUUUGACUCCUCACCAACUUCUCCGUGCUGUCAAGAGAGAAGAUAGCUUUGAUCGAGAUUCAUUCGAAGAUGCUGGCCACGAUGAUUUGAUGGAUGAGUCUGUGUACCACUUUGACCAGCAAGAGAUUCUUUUGUGUGAAGGAACUGCCAUUGUUCCAUUCGAAUGUAAGCUUGAAAUAGCUCAACCCUUAAUUGUGAAUGGUGGUGGUGCUGAGGCUGAAAACUUUGAUCCUUGUCAAGAGGAAGUUGACGAUUUUGUGAGACGUGAUAUUGAACUCGAAGAAAAAUUGUUCAAUAUUCAAACGAAUCCUGAUGCAGACAUUUUGAAUCAUAUGAUGGUCAUGUCAUCUUGCUCUUCGACAACACCAAGCAAUCAUCUUCGAACAAGCAACCAAGCACUUGGAAAUAUGUUUGAUCCAGCUGCCGUUCCAUGUAGUAGCCCUUCUUUUGCAGCGCUUGCUGGCAACCCAAAGGAGUUUUCAACUGUCUUUGCAGAGUGGGAUGAAUUUGAGAACUCUGGUUUUUUGACUUCAGGAAGCUUAUUUUAA
Molecule: messenger RNA, 1680 nt
Organism: Naegleria lovaniensis
Lineage: Eukaryota; Heterolobosea; Eutetramitea; Acrasida; Naegleriidae
Exons: 1
Coding region: 1-1680 (559 amino acids)
Source: RefSeq, a predicted model, not a curated record